Molecule: messenger RNA, 777 nt
Organism: Cladophialophora psammophila CBS 110553
Lineage: Eukaryota; Fungi; Ascomycota; Eurotiomycetes; Chaetothyriales; Herpotrichiellaceae
Exons: 1
Coding region: 1-777 (258 amino acids)
Source: RefSeq, a predicted model, not a curated record
AUGGACUCGAUGAGGUCUCUCAACACCUCGCUACCCUCGACUCGGCCUGCUCCGCCUGAACAACUCCUCCAAGCCUUCCGGACCGCUGCCCUCUCCGUCACAAACCUAUACAAGUCAGCAGUCACAGAUCAAAAUGCCAGCCGUCAAGCUGGAUAUCAAGAUGCUCUGGAGGACCUGCUUAGUUUCCUGGAUAAAGAGAAUCUCGGUCUACAAGAUGGCGAGGGCUGGAGGGUGAGGCAGUGGGCUACGGAAAGAUAUGAAGGGUCUACCCAUCAUCACCAAAUCGAAAGUGAUGAUGAAAGAAGUGAAUCCGGGCAAAGACUACGAGGUGCCACUCCAGCAGGCGAACAACCGGUCAUAACUCCAACAGCCCGGUCUGAACCUGCGAGAGCAGAGUCCGGUACCCAAACCGACGAUACCCAAAUUCCUCUUCUCCAGGAUCAGGCGACGUCGACCCCCAUGUUCUACUUCGGUGGAAUCUCAGCUCCAACAUCACUCGACGACAUGCAGACCGAUGAGGACGGCAAUUCACCCUCGGAAGCUCAGGGCUCUUCAUCAACGUCAGGCAACGCGAAUCGGGCAAGUCUUGUCAACAACCGAGGAAAUCGCACACCCCAUAGAAGCGGUAACCAAAGACACGGAACACGAUCAUCGACGAGAGAAUUUACUUUCACAGCCGGCACUAAGCGCAAAUUUCAGAUACCCGACUUCUUUGACAUUUCCAACAUUGGACCAAGGGAUGGAUUCGAAAGCAGCAAGAAGGGACGUAUUUCAUGA